Plasmodium inui San Antonio 1 is the source of this 285-nucleotide messenger RNA. RefSeq lists its product as hypothetical. The record is from RefSeq and is a predicted model, not a curated record. The transcript has a single exon. NCBI's taxonomy places the organism in Eukaryota, Apicomplexa, Aconoidasida, Haemosporida, Plasmodiidae. Bases 1 to 285 code for a protein of 94 amino acids.
AUGAAUGUUUUAUCAGUUAAUGACCAUUUCCAUGCUUUUCUAUCUUUAUUCAAUUAUUACCAUGAAUCAAAUACAUCCAAUGAGAAAGAUUACAUGUUCCCAAAAAAUCAUUCGAAAUAUAAAUUUUCCACAGAGGAAACCAAUGCAAUAGUAUUUAUUGUUCAUUCUACGCUUCAUACGGCUAUGAAUCUUUGGAAUGAAAUCAUCAUUCAGACAAAAAUUAUCCUAGAAAUCGGCGGAUACCUGAAAUAUGACCAUGGUUUCAAUCUCCGCAGAUUUCCUUAA